Penicillium daleae is the source of this 1725-nucleotide messenger RNA. Its product is annotated as L-glutamate gamma-semialdehyde dehydrogenase. Gene Ontology annotation, molecular function: L-glutamate gamma-semialdehyde dehydrogenase (NAD+) activity. Bases 1 to 1725 code for a protein of 574 amino acids. The transcript is spliced from 3 exons. Gene Ontology annotation, cellular component: mitochondrial matrix. Lineage: Eukaryota; Fungi; Ascomycota; Eurotiomycetes; Eurotiales; Aspergillaceae. The record is from RefSeq and is a predicted model, not a curated record.
AUGCGACCUGCAACACUUACACGCCUUGCUGCCCUGAAUGGCCUGCGAGCCACAUCCAGAAAUGGCAGUACUCGGCGCUGUCUGACUAUGCUGCAUCCUCCUAAAUUUGAAAAUGAGAAAAUGCCAGCCCAGCUGAACUAUGCCAAGGGCUCACCCGAAAGAGCCGAGUUGACAAAGACCAUCCAGAGGUUGAAGAGUGAAUUUCCACUCACGAUUCCCAUUCAGAUCAACGGCGUCGAGAUCACAACGAGGCAGUCCCGAGCGCAACUCAACCCUUCAAAGCAUAGCGAAAUUGUCGCAAAUUAUGCAUCGGCCACCCCAGAUCAAGUCAAUGCUUCCAUCGAUGCAGCUCUCAAGGCAAAAUCUCAAUGGGAAGCUACUCCCUAUGAAGAUCGUGCGGCUAUAUUUCUUCGUGCUUCCGAGCUCAUCACCGGCAAAUACCGCUCGGAGAUUGUUGCAGCAACCAUGCUAGGCCAGGGCAAGAACAUCUGGCAAGCAGAGAUUGACGCUCCUGCCGAAACGGCUGAUUUCUUCCGCUUCUACGUUCAGGAGGCAUGGGCUCUAUACUCCCAGCAGCCCAAAGUGCAGCUGGAUGGGAAUUGGAACAAAAUGGAGUAUCGUCCCUUAGAAGGAUUCACAUACGCCAUUGCGCCUUUCAAUUUUACUGCACUUGGCGCGACACUUGUUGGACCCGCAGCUUUGCUGGGCAAUGUGGUUAUUUGGAAACCUUCAGACUCGGCACUGCAUGCUAGUUGGUUGCUUCACAAGAUUUUGCUGGAAGCAGGAUUACCUAAGGAUGUCAUUCAAUUCCUGCCUGGUGAUGCGGUGGAAGUGACCAACACCGUUCUGAAGAGGCCCGAGUUUGGUGCUCUCACUUUCAUUGGAUCAACUGCCACGUUCAAGGGACUCCAGAAGAAGAUCGGUGAUGGUAUUGGUCAGGGUAUCUACAACUCCUAUCCUCGUGUGGUCGGCGAGACAGGAGGAAAGAACUGGGGUGUUGUGCACCCUUCUGCAGACGUCAAGAGUGCUGCUUUGAACACUAUCCGCGCGGCAUUUGAAUACCAAGGCCAAAAGUGCUCUGCAAACUCGCGAGUGUAUGUGGCCGAGUCUGUCUGGCCGGAAUUCCAGAAGACUCUCGUUAAAGAAACUGCCGCCCUGAAGGUUGGACCCGUUGAGGACUACGCCAAUUUUGUCAACCCGGUGAUUCACGAACGAUCCUUCGACAAGUUGAACAAGUUCAUCGAAGAUGCAAAGACAGACUCAGAACUGGAACUCUUCGUGGGUGGCAAGGCCUCCAAGGAGGAGGGAUUUUAUGUGCAUCCAACUGUCUACCGCACAUCUAACCCUCGUCACGAGAUUAUGUCUACCGAGCUGUUCGGUCCUAUUCUGGGCGUCUAUGUUUACCCUGACUCGGAGUGGGAGCAGACCCUCAGGUUGAUCGAUACCACCUCUCGCUACGGCCUUACCGGUAGUAUUUUUGCCAAGGAUCCCUAUGCCAGUCGUCAGGCACAGACCAUCCUUAAGCAUGCUGCCGGUAUGCUUUACCUGAACACAAAGUGCACCGGUUCCACGGUGGCGCAACAGCCGUUCGGUGGUAGCCGUGAUUCGGGUACAAAUGAUAAGACUGGCACCAUGGCUCAUCUCCAGCGGUUUGUCAGCACUCGCACGAUCAAGGAGGAGUUUGUGCCAUUAGAGAAGGUUCAGUAUCCUUCAAAUGAGGUCUAG